UAACUUUACAUAUAAUAAUUGAAGGGGCGGCCAUCUUGGUUCCCUGUCAACUUUCUAUUUGAUCUGAAUAAAAAUAAAUCCCGUUCAACAAUUAUUCUUAUUUCCCUCAUAAACCAAUGCUUAUUGCUUAGUACUUUUGUUUUUAGAAUCUUUUAUAUAAUUCUUUAUUUCCGGUGAUCAGAUUUUGUUGUAACGGGUUAUAACAAAAAUAAAGCAAGAUAUUGGACAAAGAAAACCGAUUUGAUCAUCAUCAUCAUAUUCAUGUGUUUGUAAAAGUUUUUUGCGGAAACUUUCUUCUCCUCGCCGCCGUUACUUGGGUAGACAGGCGGGUGGCGACAGGAAAAAAUAGACGAUGUCCUCCCCAGUGAGGGACGAGGAAGAAGAGGAGGAGGAAGAAGAAGAGAUAGCCGUGUCCGAAGAGGGGGACGGCGAUAAGGAGGAGGAAGACGACGAAGAAGAGGAGGAGGAAGAAGACGAGACACAGGCGACACAAAUCCGCCAUAGCCCUAACCUUUUCUUCCCGCCAACGGCCCCCAGGGAAAAAGUGGGAGUUGAAACUGAGAAGGAGACAGCAGUCGCCACUGCCACAGAAGAUGAAGACAUUUCUCCACCUCUCUCACCACCAGAGACCCACAUAAAGAAAAAGAGAGGACCAAAAAAGAAAGACAAGGAGAAACAGAGACCAAUCAAAGCUCGGAAGCGCAAAAAGCAUGAUAGCGAUGAGGAUCUGCAUUGGGAUGGAAGCUUUGGAGAUCAGGCUUCACAAGACAGUGAGUCAGAGCGGGGAGGAAAGAAGAGAAAAAAGAAACACAAAGAAAAGAAGAGCAAAAAACGGAAAAAAGAUGAAGAGUCAGGAGAAGAACGCAAGGUGGAGCAGAAGUCUUCUGCAAUGUUGCUAUCAAGCUGGGGAUUAGAGGACGUAGAUCAUGUCUUUACAGAUGAUGAUUAUCAUACUUUGACCAAUUACAAGGCUUUCAGCCAGUUCAUGAGACCUCUCAUUGCCAAGAAAAACCCAAAGAUCCCAAUGUCUAAAAUGAUGACGAUUCUAGGUGCCAAGUGGCGGGAAUUUAGUACCAACAACCCCUUCAAGUCUUCCCCAGCAGCUGUGGCAGCAGUUGCUGCAGCGGCAGCGGCUGCAGUGGCUGAACAAGUGACAGCUGUUACUCUCCCAUCUUCUACAAGCGUAACCCAAGGUGCACCUAUGCGUAGAGCAAAAACAAAGGAAGGCAAAGGUCCUGGUCAUAAAAAGCAGAUGAAGGGCCCAAGGACUCCUGUACCAAAAAAAAAUGCUAACAAGAAAAUGGCACCUUUGAAGAUCAAACUGGGAGGUGUGAAACGCAAGGCUGGCAGCUCAAGUGAUGAUCUAGAGACUGGGGAGGCCUCAGACAUGGAAAACUCGAGUGUGCACAGCUCAUCGGUCCCAUCAGACAGCUCUGGGAGGAUAAAGAGGAAAAGGGGAAGGCCAGCUGGGAAAAAGAAAAAAGUUACCAUUGAGGAGGGGGUGUCAACAGGUGAAGGCUAUGAGACUGAUCACCAGGAUUACUGUGAAGUCUGCCAGCAGGGAGGCGAAAUCAUCCUGUGUGACACAUGCCCACGAGCUUAUCACCUGGUGUGCCUAGAACCUGAGUUGGAGAAGGCUCCUCAGGGCAAGUGGAGCUGCCCACAUUGUGAGAAGGAAGGUGUGCAGUGGGAGGCAAAGGAACUCGAGGAAGAAGAAAUAGAGAAUCAGGGAAGAGAGAGGCGUGAGGAGGAAGAUGAUCACAUGGAAUUUUGCCUCGUGUGUAAGGACGGAGGGGAGCUGUUAUGCUGUGAUGCAUGUGUUUCCUCUUACCACAUACACUGCUUAAAUCCUCCCUUGCCAGAUAUCCCACAUGGGGAGUGGCUCUGCCCACGAUGCACGGUCCCACAGUUGAAAGGCCGUGUUCAAAAGAUCCUUCACUGGCGCUGGGGCGUGCCCCCUGAGGGUGUAAAACCACCACAAUGUGCAGACAAUGGCUCUGAAGCAGAUCCACCUCCAGCUCUACAAGGAAGGUCAGAGAGGGAAUUCUUUGUGAAGUGGGCAGGGAUGUCAUACUGGCAUUGCAGCUGGAUCACGGAGCUACAGCUUGAAAUCUUUCACACCGUCAUGUACCGCAACUUCCAGCGUAAGAACGAUAUGGAUGAACCACCUGCUUUGGAUUAUGGUUCAGGGGAGGAUGAGGGGAAAAAUGAAAAGAGCAAGGAUCCGGAAUACUCGGAUAUGGAGGAGAGAUUUUACCGAUAUGGCAUCAAACCUGAGUGGAUGUCUAUACAGCGUAUCAUCAAUCACAGUGUGGAUAAGAGAGGAUUCUACCACUAUCUGGUGAAAUGGAGAGAUUUAUCUUAUGAUCAGUCUACUUGGGAGGAAGAUGGCAUGAAGUUGCCAGAUUAUGAGUAUUACAAGGAGAUGUACUGGAGGCACAGGGAUCAGAUUAUGGGUGAAAACAGCUGCUGUCCUCCAAAGUUUAAGAAACUGCACAAGGAAUCCUACCUGGAUGAUGUUCCAAGUUCACCAGUUACUGAUCCUACGGUGAAGUAUGAAACGCAGCCAAAGUUUGUGUCCUCCACGGGUGGAACUCUACAUAUGUACCAGUUAGAAGGACUAAACUGGUUGAGAUUCUCGUGGGCACAGGGUACAGAUACAAUCUUGGCAGAUGAAAUGGGACUUGGAAAGACCAUACAGACCAUUGUAUUCCUCUACUCCCUGUAUAAGGAGGGACACUCACGUGGCCCCUUUUUGGUCAGUGCUCCCCUCUCCACAAUAAUCAAUUGGGAACGUGAGUUUCAGAUGUGGGCUCCAAAUUUUUACGUUGUAACAUACACAGGAGAUAAAGACAGCAGAUCUGUAAUCCGGGAGAAUGAAUUCUCUUAUCAGGACAACGUAAUAAAAGGGGGGAAAAAAGCUUUCAAGAUGAAGGCACAGGCUCAGGUGAAAUUCCAUGUCCUUCUCACAUCAUAUGAACUUGUGACAAUUGAUCAGGCUGCUCUGGGUUCCAUUCGCUGGGCUUGUUUAGUUGUGGAUGAGGCUCAUCGUCUUAAGAACAAUCAGUCAAAGUUUUUCCGGGUGUUGAAUGGGUACCAGAUUGAUUACAAACUACUCCUAACAGGCACACCCCUACAGAACAACCUGGAGGAACUGUUCCACCUACUGAACUUUCUGACUCCUGAAAGAUUCAACAAUCUGGAGGGGUUUCUGGAGGAAUUUGCUGAUAUUUCUAAGGAAGAUCAGAUCAAAAAGCUUCAUGAUCUUCUCGGUCCUCACCUUCUUCGUCGACUAAAGGCUGAUGUGUUCAAGAACAUGCCAUCAAAGACGGAACUCAUUGUCCGCGUGGAGCUCAGUCCCAUGCAGAAGAAAUACUACAAAUUCAUUCUUACACGUAACUUUGAGGCUUUGAACUCCAGGGGAGGAGGAAAUCAAGUUUCCCUUCUUAAUAUCAUGAUGGAUUUGAAAAAAUGCUGUAAUCACCCUUAUCUCUUUCCUGUGGCCUCCUUGGAGUCCCCAAAGCUUCCAAGUGGUGCAUAUGAAGGAGGAGCUCUCAUCAAGUCCUCAGGCAAACUACUGCUUCUACAGAAGAUGUUACGGAAACUGAAUGAGCAGGGACAUAGAGUUUUAAUCUUUUCUCAGAUGACUAAAAUGCUGGAUCUGUUGGAAGAUUUCUUGGAUUACGAGUGUUACAAAUAUGAACGUAUUGAUGGAGGUAUUACAGGUGCUUUGAGACAGGAGGCCAUCGACCGGUUUAAUUCUCCUGGUGCUCAGCAGUUUUGUUUCCUGCUCUCCACUCGUGCUGGGGGUCUGGGGAUCAAUCUUGCUACAGCUGAUACUGUCAUUAUAUAUGACUCUGAUUGGAAUCCACACAAUGACAUCCAGGCUUUCAGUCGAGCACACCGUAUUGGUCAAGCUAACAAAGUAAUGAUUUAUCGAUUUGUAACACGAGCAUCAGUUGAGGAGCGAAUCACACAAGUAGCCAAGAGGAAGAUGAUGCUCACCCAUCUGGUAGUUAGACCCGGUCUAGGCUCCAAAGCUGGUUCCAUGUCCAAGCAGGAACUUGAUGACAUCCUCAAGUUCGGAACCGAAGAGCUCUUCAAGGAUGAGAUUGAAGGUGAUAACAGAGAGGAGGAUAGCAGUGUAAUUCAUUAUGAUAACGGAGCCAUUGCACGGCUGCUUGAUAGAAACCGAGAUGAAACGGAGGACACAGAAGUCCAAAAUAUGAACGAAUAUCUCAGCUCCUUCAAAGUAGCACAAUAUGUUGUUCGUGAAGAAGAGAAGCAGGAAGAGCUGGAACGUGAAGUGAUUAAGCAGGAAGAGAAUGUGGACCCAGACUACUGGGAGAAGCUACUAAGACAUCACUAUGAACAGCAGCAGGAAGAUCUGGCAAGGAAUCUAGGCAAAGGGAAGAGGGUGCGCAAGCAGGUUAACUAUAAUGAUGCUGCUCAGGAAGACCAGGAUAACCAUUCUGAAUAUUCAGUUGGAUCUGAAGAGGAAGAUGAAGAUUUUGAUGAACGGGCAGAAGGUCGGAGGCAGUCUCGCAGACAGCUACGCAAUGAGAAAGAUAAACCCCUGCCACCUCUCCUGGCGAGGGUCGGAGGGAACAUAGAGGUCCUGGGAUUCAACACAAGACAGCGUAAAGCUUUUUUGAAUGCAGUUAUGCGCUGGGGGAUGCCUCCUCAAGAUGCUUUUACCACACACUGGCUGGUGAGAGACCUGCGAGGCAAGUCUGAGAAAGAAUUCAAAGCCUAUGUGUCUCUCUUUAUGAGACACCUAUGUGAGCCUGGCGCUGAUGGUUCAGAGACGUUUGCAGAUGGUGUCCCCCGUGAGGGAUUAUCUCGUCAGCAGGUUCUGACCCGCAUUGGAGUUAUGUCUCUAGUAAAGAAAAAGGUGCAGGAGUUUGAGCAUAUCAAUGGGCGUUGGAGUAUGCCAGAACUUAUGCCUGAUCCCAGCCUGGAUUCAAAACUCUCAUCUCGGGCAUCCUCACCCACAGUAAAAACCUCCACUACCACUCCAGAGCCUAGUCUCACCAACACUCCCUGCACUUCCAAACCAGCCACACCGGCCCCAAGCGAGAAGGGUGAAAAUGGAGGGACUCCAAAUGAGAAAGAUGAGGUAGACGGAAAAGAGGAGAGAGAUAAAGAGAUCAAGGGAACAGAUACAAUAGAGACAGAUGCUGAACAAACUGGUAAUUUGAGGACUCCAAGUCCAAAUAAUACAAUGCCUCCACCUUCUAAUGCUGGCUCUGAAAAGAGUGAUGGGAAAAUGGCUUUGGAAACACCAAAUCCACCAGCUUUGAGGGAGGAAACAGCUGAAGCUCCUACAACAGAAGAGAAGACUUGUAAGACAUCUGAUCCUGAGAAGCCACAGGAUAGUGGUACAGAAAAAGAUAGCGUUCCAGAAAUUCCUGAGGAAGGAGCAUCAGAAACCUCAAAAGGCACAGAAGAAAUUAAGUUGGAGAGAGAAACACAGAAAGAUGGGAAACCGAACUGCCAGAGAGAAGACAUGAAAAGUAGUAAUGGAAGGAAGGAAGAGAUUAGACCAGAAAGAGCACGAUUUAUGUUUAAUAUUGCAGAUGGAGGAUUUACAGAGCUGCACACCUUGUGGCAGAAUGAGGAAAGAGCAGCCAUUUGCUCUGGGAAACUCAAUGAAAUCUGGCACCGUCGACAUGAUUACUGGCUUCUAGCUGGGAUUGUGGUACAUGGUUAUGCUCGCUGGCAGGACAUCCAGAAUGAUUCCCCUUUUACUGUCAUUAAUGAGCCUUUCAAAUCCGAGACAAACAAAGGCAAUUUCUUGGAGAUGAAGAACAAGUUCCUAGCAAGGAGGUUUAAGCUUCUGGAGCAAGCUCUGGUCAUAGAAGAGCAACUGCGCCGAGCAGCCUAUCUGAAUAUGACCCAAGACCCCUCUCAUCCAGCUAUGGCACUCAAUGCUCGCUUUUCUGAGGUGGAGUGUCUGGCAGAGAGUCACCAGCACCUCUCUAAGGAAUCCUUGGCUGGAAAUAAGCCAGCCAAUGCUGUGCUACACAAAGUACUGAACCAGCUGGAGGAAUUGCUGAGUGAUAUGAAGGCGGAUGUAACACGCCUGCCUGCUUCCCUCGCACGCAUCCCGCCCAUCGCAGCCAGAUUACAGAUGUCAGAGCGCAGUAUCCUGAGCCGACUCGCCAGCAAGGGGAGCGAAAGCACAGCUCCUCCGGUGUUCCCCCCUGGCCCUUACACUACUCCUGCUUUCUUUGGGGGGCCUUUCACCACUAGUCCUACUACAGCUACGUUUACAGGGGCAAAUUAUAACCAAAUGCCACUAGGAUCCUUCUUAUCAGCUUCCAACGGGCCCCCUGUACUUGUUAAAAAAGAGCGAGAGAUGGAUUUACUGGACAGAAAAGAAGGGAGAGGAGGAGAAGUGAUUUGCAUUGAUGACUGAGAUCCUCUUGCACUUCCCGACAUCUAAUGAAUGGAAAAGCCAUCCGUGAUUAUGAGGGGAACCACUAUCAGAUGUGUGAGGCCAGGAACAUAGUGGAUCAAGGGAAUCUCUGAGCACUUUAAUAAUCAUACAAAAGCUAAGUGUGUAAAGUGACAGACAAAAAGGAGAUGGUAUUAUCUUAAUCUCUCCCAAGGGCCAUAGCCAGAAACAAACAACGUGCCUGAUUAUGUUUGUGCUAUUUGACAAGGACACAUAGUGAAGGAAGUUAUGAGUCUCUCCCACAGCAUUCAGAAGGGCCCAGUGACAAGGACAAAGGAGCCAAGUCUCUCUUCCCGUGCAGUAUGACACACGGAGGAAGAACAAAUGACUUUUUAUUCCCCCCAAAAUGUCAGUCUCUUCUGUCUUUGUCCUCUUUUCACAAGCCCCUCAGCCAAUCAAUGAGCUCAGUUUGUGCUGACAUUGUAUACCAUGUGUAUAUUUAUAUAUAUAUAUAUAUGCACACACAUUGCUUUCUGUAUACCGCUGCCUGGCCUGCUACGCCUAACGUGGUUCCGUUCUUUUCAUGGUCUGCUUUUAUUUACCUGUGAUGUACAUAUAAAUUAUACUUUUUAUUUCUGCCAGUAAGAUAAAUCUACUUCAUUUGUGAAUUAUUAAGGGGCAUGAGUCCUUACAAAAAAGGGGUGUAAACUUCAAACACACAACAGGUUAGUACCAUAAAGAGAAAGUAUUAUGCUUUGAAAGGCCAUUUUUGCCGUAUUUAAAAAAAAAAAAAAAAGGCAACAGCACAGCAGCAUCUAGUACUACCCACUACCCACAAAAAUAGCAAUUUGUUAAUUAUGACAAGUGUUUUUGUUUUAUAGCACUUGGCUGUUUAAAUUACUAGUUGUGUUCUAGGGAGCUUAAUGUCCCUUUAACGGUGGAAAAACAACUACAUUCUCUUGUUGAAAUGGUUAUAUUGGUUUAUCGGCUUUGGUUAUAUGUAACUCAAGGAAUUUGUUUUGAGAGCAGUUAUAUAAAAUAAUGUGAAUUUAAGGGAGCAGUGUUAUAGAUUUUAUUUUAUUGAACAAAGGAGUGAGUUAUUGAGAGGGUGUAUGUAUCUCAUGAACUUGCAUUAUUUUUAGGAGUGCUACAAAGAUUUAUAUUUUAAGUUACACAGAACAAUGAAGAUAAAACAUCCAAUAAUUUAUGUUUCAGGAAGCAAAUAUGCUGUAAUUGUUAAAUAUCAUUACAGAUUUAUACGAAACAUAGCAGCCAACCAGUAUAUUGAGGAACCAAAUACACAUUAUCUUGGGCCAUGCACUCACCAAUGAAGAUUAGAUCUUCGUAUUAGACCCCCAUAUUCUUCACAUUGUAUUAGAUCCCUCCAUAUCUUGCCUGACGUCAUUCUUAUCUCAUUCAGUCCUUUGAAGAGAAUGAAUAAAUACCCACUGCUUUAGGCAAUGCCAUGAGACCCCAUUCCCCUGCAGGCACUUAUACUUUUUAUAAAAUGCACUUUUGAGACAGUAUGUAUGUUAUGUUUUUCUGAGUUAAUAUUAAUGUGCAUAGUUUGUGUUUUAUACCUACAUAUAAGAACUACAGUUACACUUGCAGCUUCCAAUAAUUAGGGGGCUGUGCUGCACGGUGGGAGGUUUGUCAGUUCUGAUAUAUAUAUAUUUAUUUUCAUAUCACCAUUGGUUCUUUUACACUGUGGCAGGUUAUUGACCUCAUGUUAUUGUGUGUGCACUGAGAUGCAUGCAGCUUUUGCAUGUCAUUUAUCUAACGCUAGUAUGUGCAUUAGGAUUGAGCAUCUUAUACAUACAAUAUACAUGUCUGCUUUAUGGUGUGUAUUAGGCAUGAAUGCACCUAUUGUUUUUGGAAGCCUAUUGUUCUGGUAUGUUCAGGGUAGUGGUAAGAACAUUUUUCUUCGCAUUGUAGGGCCACUCCUACCAUUUAGCAGAUGUUGUUUUCCCCCUCUCUGGAUAGUUUAAGACCCCACAUUUUUAUAUAUUUCAUUUAUAUACAAUAGAGCCUUGGUAAGGGCUAGUAUUUAUUAUUUAUUUGUUUCUUUACAUGUUUAUAUGCUUGUUGGCACAAUAUAUUUUUUUCUCACCAUCUAUUCCAUGUUUCUCUCCAAUGAAAGCUAAAGUGCCUUUAAAAUGUACGAUGCUGCUGCUUCUAUAUAUUCUUUUUGUUCCACUAGAGAUGCUGAGACAGAUGGUUGCGAAGUGCUUGAAAUGUGCUCCUGUGUACAUCUAUAUGCUUCUGAUAAUAUUUUGGAUGGAGCAUAAUGCAGGCUUUUGUAAGAACCAAUUUCAUUGAACCCGUGUGUGCUUUCACAUAUUAUUAAACAUUUUUUACAUACUUUA
Messenger RNA from Bombina bombina (fire-bellied toad), 8766 nucleotides. RefSeq names its product chromodomain helicase DNA binding protein 3 (gene CHD3). Gene Ontology annotation, molecular function: ATP hydrolysis activity; DNA binding; histone binding. The record is from RefSeq and is a predicted model, not a curated record. Gene Ontology annotation, biological process: chromatin remodeling; negative regulation of transcription by RNA polymerase II. Gene Ontology annotation, cellular component: nucleus; NuRD complex; chromatin. Bases 353 to 6421 code for a protein of 2022 amino acids. The transcript has 41 exons. Lineage: Eukaryota; Metazoa; Chordata; Amphibia; Anura; Bombinatoridae.